Molecule: messenger RNA, 1932 nt
Organism: Adineta steineri
Lineage: Eukaryota; Metazoa; Rotifera; Eurotatoria; Adinetida; Adinetidae
Source: the annotation of a GenBank genome assembly
AUGCUUCGCGUAUGUUAUAUUACAAAUUGGUCUCGAUAUCGAUCUGGUGAAGCGAAAUUUGAAAUUGAAUUUAUUGAUCCAUUUAUGUGCUCUCAUAUAAUUUAUGCUUAUGCAAUUAUUGAUGAUCAUAAACCAGAAAUAGUACCCGUACAAAAAGAUGAUCUUGAACAUUAUCGUGAACUUGCUCUAUUAAAAAAAUCAAAUCCAAAUUUAAAAAUAUUGAUCCGAUUAGGAGGUAAAAUUUCUCUAUAUACGCGGUUUUUACGACAUCCAAAUAUGGCUGCACAGAUAGUUCGAAGUCUUAUAUGGUUUAUGGCGACACACAGUUUUGAUGGAGUUGAUAUUGCACUUGAAUUUGCUGAUGCAGAUGUUCCAGAAGAUAAAGCAGCAUUAACAACAUUACUUGAAGAAUUAGGAAAACAAAGACGAUUAAUGCAUCGAACAAUUAUUACAUUAACAGCUGCACCAUUCGUAGAAAAUCUUUUGAAAGUAUAUGACAUUCGAAAAAUUGAAAGUCUUGUUAAUUAUAUUAAUUUAAUGACUUUUGAUUUUUAUGGUCCAUGGGAUGAGAAAACAGGUAUAUUUGCACCAUUAUUUCAUCAACCUUAUCAAUUAGAAACUGAAUCACUUCGAAAUGUUGAUGGUCUUGUUAAAUUAUGGCUUAGUCUUGGUAUACCACGAGAAAAACUUAUUAUUGGUAUACCAGCUUAUGGUCGGUCAUUUUCAUUAUCAACUGAACAAAAAGGUCUUCAUGCACCAACUAAUGGACCUGGUCAUCCUGGUCGGUAUACAAAAACGAAAGGUUUUCUUUCCUACUAUGAGGUAUGUGAAAAAGGACAAUCUCAGAAUUGGCAAAGAGUAUGGUUAGAUUCUGAAAAAGGAUGGUAUAUGACUAGUGAUGAUCAAUGGAUUAGUUAUGAAGAUGUUGAUUCAGCAGCACUUAAAGCGCAAUAUGCAAAAGCAGAGCAACUUGGUGGUAUAUUUAUAUGGAGUAUUGAUAAUGAUGAAUUUUCUGGUUUCUUUUGUAAUACGGAACCAUUUCCAAUUACUCGACAAGUUUUCUCAACUCUUAAUCUUCCAUUACCUGAAACAAGUUCACGAACAAUUGCUAUUCAUCAACGAAUUCCAUCUAUUAUUGGAUCUCCUACGAAUACUCCGACUGUUCGUUUUGUUAAUGUACAAGCUCAAACAACACCUCCACCAGCAAUAAUUCCAAAUAAUUUACAACAAUUAUUAAAUGCUCUUAGUAUUCUAUCAGGUACAACACGUUAUACACCUAUAUUAGAAUCAUCAUCAUCAUCAUCAUCAGCCGCACCACCACCACCACCAGUAGCUCAUCAAACAUAUAAUGCUGAACAAAUAUGUUCUCGUCAUCAAGCUGGUCGUAAUGGAAUUUAUGGUGAUCGGCGAAAUUGUUCAAUAUUUUAUUUUUGUGAAGGUGAUGAUUUAAAUGCAUUACGUUAUCAUAUAUUUUUCUGUCCACCUGGACUUGAAUUUUCUAUGGAAGCAUGUACAUGUGAUUGGCCAACAGGUCGUUCAUGUCACACAACAAGUGAUACAUUUUGUGUAUCACAUGCAUCACCAGCAACAACUACAACAACAACAACACCAAUACCGCCAACAUAUCCUUCAAAUAUUCCUCAAUCAGCAAUGAUUGCAUUAAAUGGUUUAGGUCAAUUAUUAGGUACAUCGGGUAGUUCAUCACCCAUAUUUGAUUGUAAUGGUCGACGUUCUGGUCUCUAUCGAGAUAUGUAUGAUUGUACGAAAUUUUAUUUUUGUACAACAAAUAAUCAACCAUCGGAUGGUACAUUACUUCGUUAUGAUUUCAUUUGUCCAACAAAUUAUGCAUUUAGUAUGACAACUUGUCGAUGUGAACUCGGACAAAGUCAUACAUGUCAUACAUUAACAAAAACAGACUGUCUUCUUUUAUAA